CAAACAGCAGCAGACCCUUCUCCCGCUCCCCCUCUCGCUGGAUCCGUUCUGUUGCUCGCCCUCGCUCUUUCUCGCUGCCUAUCUCGCUCUCUCCCACUACCUCUCACUCUCGCUCGCUCCCCCUCGCCCUUGCUCGCCGCCUCUGCAAUACAAAUACGGUUUUGACGGGAGGGAUUUGGGAAGAGCAAAAAUCGAAACACAAGAAGCGUCGACCAGGCGAGUCGGGAGUCGGACCUUCGUUUUCUGAGCAUCAUACUCGAAUUCCCUUUUGCAAUUUAUCUCUGUACGCCGACAGCAAGUUCUUGUUGCUAGGUUAUGCUAUUCUAGAAUGGUGUGGUGUACUAGCUGUGCCAAAAAUUUUGAGAGGCCCGAAUCGGAUGAAAAUUACACAUGGUGUCCUGGAUGUGGAAGAGUUUUUGAUCAGUACAAUUUUUCAAAUGAACCAACAUUUGUUAAAAAUGCUGCUGGACAGAGCCAAUUGGCAGGAAAUUUUGUAAAGACUGUCCAAAGUGACUAUUCAGCUUCGCGGGAAAGGAUAUUGAGGAUUGCUUAUGAUGAUAUAAACAACUUGGCAAGAGGCUUGGAAAUGGAUGACGCCGACAUUGUUCUUCGUCCAGCUGUAGCCUUCUAUACGAUUGCACUUGAACGAAAUUUCACUAGGGGGCGCAGGAGGGAGCUAGUUGAGGCUACUUGCCUUUACAUCGCUUGUCGGGAAAAUAAAAAGCCAUUUCUUCUUAUUGAUUUCUCUGACUUCUUGAAAAUAAAUGUAUACGUUCUAGGUGGCACAUUCUUACAACUAUGCAAAUUGCUAAGCCUUGAGGAGCACCCCAUUGUUCAAAAACCUGUAGACCCUAGCCUUUUCAUUCAUAGAUUUGCAAACCGAUUAUUUGGGGAUGGUUACAUGGCAGUUUCCAAGACUGCACUUCGCAUUAUAGCUAGCAUGAAGCGAGAUUGGAUGCAGACGGGGAGAAAACCUGGUGGUUUAUGUGGGGUAGCAUUAUACGUAUCUGCACUUUUUCAUGGUCUCAAGUGCACCAAAUUAGAGAUUGUACGACUUGUUCAUAUUUGUGAAGCAACAUUGACAAAGCGGUUGAUGGAAUUUGAAAAUACGGAGUCAGGAGGCUUGACGAUUGAGGAGUUCAACACAAAGGCAGAGGAGCUUGAAAGAUAUUGUGGCUCAACCAAACAUCCAGAUAUUGCGUUUAAAUUGUGUGGGACAAAUGAAUUGCUUUGUGAACAUAAGGGCAGUGGGAAAGCCCCUUUUGCUCUUGGGCUUUGUGAAUGUUGCUAUAAUGAUUUCAUAAAACUUUCUGGAGGGCUUGAUGGAGGAUUAGAUCCUCCAGCUUUUCAGCAUGCUGAGUGGGAGAGAAUGAUGGAGGAGGCUGCCCAAGAAAAUGUCGAUGUUCCAAUUGAAGGUCUGAAAGACAGAGUGGACUUGGAUACACCAGAGAAUGGAAACAAAGAGGAGCCUUUUUCCAGGUCUGCUAGCAAAGGCCCUGCUACUGAUAACGUAGCUAUUAAUGAGGAUACUUGUGAUAAAUUCAAUGGAGUUGAUGGCAUGAGUAAUAUUGCUGAUGAUGAACAGGAAAAUUUUUCUGAUAUUGAUGAUAAUGAGGUUGAUAGCUACCUUCUCAACGAGCAGGAGAAACAAUACAAAGAGAUGAUAUGGACAAAACUGAACGAGGAGUACCUGGAGGAGCAAGCUGCUAAGGAAGCAGCUGCAGCAGCUGCCAAGAAAGCUUAUGAGGCAAAUUUUCACAACUGUCCAGAGGAAAUGCAAGCUGCUCAGGAGCUUGCCGCAGCUGCAGCUGCAGCUGUGGCAAAAUCUAGAAAGGAGCGGCAACAGAAACGAGCUACAGAAGCCAGGAAUUUGGGUCCUGCUCAAACUGCUGCGGAAGCCACCCGCCAAAUGUUAACUAAGAAGAGACUCAGUUCAAAAAUCAACUUUGAUGCACUGGAGAAACUUUUUGAUGAUUCUCAGGAGGUUCCAAAAAAAGCCAAGAAAAGUAGAACUGAAUCAUCACAUUCUGAUGAUGAUGAGCUGCCACACAUUACCAAAAAGGGUACUGAGUCAAAGCAUGAUGAUAGAAGAGAUAGUGAAUGGGGGGCACCCGAAGAUGAAUACGGCGAGGAUGAAGGGGACAUUGAGCAAGCACAUGACGACAAUUCGUACCAUGAAAAUUUAGGAGGAUAUGACUAUGAUGAUGACUUUGAACAUGACGGGUUCUGAAUGUGACAACGAAGAAAGAUGAAUCCUAGUCUUUCCCCCCUCAUCUGGAAGGAGCUUCGAAGUGCCUGAAGAUUGAAAGAGCAAGUAGAUAUUAAUUUGUUUCGGCUCAGUAUGGUGCAUUGUGCUCCCAUCUCUUGCGUAUCAAAGCCAUCCUUUCUUCAAUGUUCUCUGAAAAUCUUAUGGGGAUUUAGGUGUUAAAUAUUCUUUGGGGUGGAACUGUCAAGUGGAAAAAAGGGACAUUACUAUUAUUUGUUUGCUUUCAUUCUGUAAAGUGGUAUCCAAUUGCCUCAUUAAUGUUUUAACCUUAUGGUCCACUUCCUGAGGGUCACUUCAGUUAAAUUUAAUUGUCUCCCAGCUUAGAUUAAAUUUGUACAUGAUUCACUAAAUCAAAUUAUUAUUUUUUUUAA
Molecule: messenger RNA, 2637 nt
Organism: Diospyros lotus (date-plum)
Lineage: Eukaryota; Viridiplantae; Streptophyta; Magnoliopsida; Ericales; Ebenaceae
Product: transcription factor IIIB 60 kDa subunit-like
Exons: 20
Coding region: 329-2230 (633 amino acids)
Biological process (GO): transcription by RNA polymerase III; DNA-templated transcription initiation; transcription preinitiation complex assembly
Cellular component (GO): nucleus; transcription preinitiation complex; transcription factor TFIIIB complex
Molecular function (GO): TBP-class protein binding; RNA polymerase III general transcription initiation factor activity; RNA polymerase III type 3 promoter sequence-specific DNA binding
Source: RefSeq, a predicted model, not a curated record